AUGUAUGCAGAACCUGCUAUCCGCUUUGGGGAUCCAUUUGGCUCCAAUACGACUCCGAACAAGACCAUCCACCAGCAUCUCCCAUAUCUCGACUUCAAUAGAGCUCUCACCCCACCGCCAGAGAUGAAUGGUGCUGUCCAGGCGUCCAAGUCAGGCUACUACCAGCCAGAGCAUGCCACCCAUUAUGGAGACUACGUCCCUUCCAACCACGCCUCGAGAGCUCCCGCAGCACACUGCCUGCCUCAGGAGGUGUCCAACACUGAGUUUGGUCAGAAUGGAGUGCAGCCGCGAAGUCGGCCCAUGUCACCCGCCAUGACUUCACGGCAAACGACAGUGGAUGACACGUACUCACAGCACAAGAGAGAACCUCAGGCUAGUGCAAUUGCCCCUUCGUUCCAGAUCCCCAAAUCUGUGAACGACAGCGGUGGAAGUUUGUCAGAGCUCGCAGCACAGAUCACCUGCCUGUUCUGGUUCGAAUCAUCUGAUCUCCUUCAACAGAUCGAAGAAUCUCCGAUCCCUCUCCAUCCACCGAGACAACUUGUAGCAGAUGCAAAGCCCACGACUGGGUUCAGGAAAUGGGUCACGACGAUACUUUCAACAACACUUGUUGCACAGAAUGUGGUGCUUUUGGCACUACUAUUCGUUCACAGGCUGAAGAAGCUCAACCCGGCGGUCAAGGGGAAGCCAGGGAGCGAGUACAGAUUGCUCACAGUAGCAUUGAUGCUCGGCAACAAGUUUCUGGACGACAACACAUAUACGAACAAGACGUGGGCUGAGGUGUCUGGGAUCAACGUCAACGAGGUCCACAUCAUGGAGGUCGAGUUUCUGAGCAACAUGAAGUACUGCCUCUUCACUUCUGCAGAGGACUGGGCGAAAUGGCAGUCUUUGUUGGGCAAGUUUGCCAACUUCUUCGAGCGAGCGAGCAGGCCGCCUCCACGGCAUCCACCAGCACCAAUUCUACCGCCGGCUUCCUCACUGCAUUUGCGCAUGGCUCUUCCAUCGCCUCCGGCAUCGAACCAAGCAUCACCACCAUAUGUCAAUGAUGCUAAUCAGAACCUGCCGGCUUACGGGGGCCAGUAUGGACCUACGCCAGCCCCAUCACCGCUCACGUACAUGCCGAACGGUCAGGCCAGCCAUCCGACUUCCCGGAAGCGAAGCCACGAGGAUUAUGCAACUGAGCCUCCAGCAAAGAGAGUUGCCAACAACUACCAAAAUUAUCACUCGCCACAGUACUACGCAAGCGGCCCACAGCAACCUACCCAGAGUCAGCCAACUCGUGCCACCCUGCCUAGUCUGGCAAAUACGGUCAACCAAGCAGCCUCGGGCACACAUGCACACCAGCCCGCGAGCCAAGCACAGCAGCUGCCUCCUUUGCAGGUGCCUGCAAGGGCGAUGGCCAUGGUGUAUCCCAAUGCAAGCUCCCAACCACACUUGCAGCAGAUGUCGGCUCUUGCUGGUCCAAGCUCGCAGCCGCCCUCACAGUAUCAGUCGAGACAGCAGUCACCGUACCCUGGCUCCGCCACCGCAUCACCAAGCCGCCACCUGCCGCUCUCGGCCACAACACUGCAACCUCCGAUUCAAGUCUCACCAACGUACUUCCUGCAGCAGCGGAACUCGCCAUACCGACCCGUGCACAAUGUGUCUACACUGCUGUACCCGCCAACCACGAAUUCCAUGCAGAACCAGCCGCAGAACGUCGAGUACAACCAGAUGCACUACCAGCCGCUCGGCAAGCCGAUUCAACAGGCACAGUCCGGCAGACUGCCAUACGUUUCUCAGAACGUCUGGCUCGGCGGCGACCACCAACAGUCCAUGACGCCGGUGCUCCAAUGGCCUGGAUUCAAUCACGCACGUCAACACCACCCGAUACCUCAACAAUAG
Molecule: messenger RNA, 1881 nt
Organism: Saxophila tyrrhenica
Lineage: Eukaryota; Fungi; Ascomycota; Dothideomycetes; Mycosphaerellales; Extremaceae
Exons: 2
Coding region: 1-1881 (626 amino acids)
Biological process (GO): regulation of cyclin-dependent protein serine/threonine kinase activity
Cellular component (GO): cyclin-dependent protein kinase holoenzyme complex; nucleus
Molecular function (GO): protein kinase binding; cyclin-dependent protein serine/threonine kinase regulator activity
Source: RefSeq, a predicted model, not a curated record